Molecule: messenger RNA, 2209 nt
Organism: Musa acuminata AAA Group (dessert banana)
Lineage: Eukaryota; Viridiplantae; Streptophyta; Magnoliopsida; Zingiberales; Musaceae
Product: transcription termination factor MTERF2, chloroplastic-like
Exons: 6
Coding region: 49-1959 (636 amino acids)
Biological process (GO): regulation of DNA-templated transcription
Molecular function (GO): double-stranded DNA binding
Source: RefSeq, a predicted model, not a curated record
UCCCUUUGAGUAGGAAGGGAAGCGUAGGGAGGAGGCAAACUCUGGGAGAUGAUGCUGUGCCAUGGCCACCGUCACCAACCCACCGUCCUUGUCCCCUCGCUUCUCCCCCCAAACCCUAACACUGUCCUCCCGGUUUGCGGUACUCUCUUCUCCCGCAAGCCCCUUCUCUUUUCCUCCCUCCGCGCCGCCCUCGACUCCAAGCACCACCUCCAACCCCUGGGACCGGACGCCGAAACGGACCCCCCAAGCCUCUCCCGCCGGCAGAACGCCCUCAUCCUUGACCGUUCCCAUUCUCACCCCAUCGACGGACCUCCCAUCGACGACGAGGAGCGGGAAGAUGAGCUCACGAGGAAGAAGGUCGUCGAGGAGUACUCCCUCGCCACCCGGAGGGUCCCUAGGUUUCCAGGCUCCGUUGACUUCCCCCGGGCAGGGGCCCUCGACCUGCCGCCGCCUGAUCUCCGGCGCGUGUUCGAUGGGGAUGAUCGGUCCCUCAAACGCGCCCUUGAGGUUCGGCGAGGGGUUGCCGCCGAGACGCUGAAGGAUGCCCUGCGAGCCGGGAAGAUGAGCAUCAACUACUCCACGAAUCUUGUCUCUCGAUUGACGGAAUUUGUGGACCGGGUCGUGAUCGGAGCCGCGACGUUGAAGGCGGUUCCGGAGUUUGCGCACAUGUCUUUCAAUGCUCGGGCGAAGAGCUACAUCCAGCGCUCUUGUGUCGUUUCUCUGGUCAAGUGGCUGAAGCACAACCAUCUGACAUACCCCCAAAUUGCAAAGGUAAUCUGUAUGUGUCCUGGUGAUCUCCAGCUGGUGAGGCGGAUAACCGAAUGGUUGAAGUCGAUUCAUGUGAAGGGGGAGUCUAUUGGGGUUGUUCUGGUGAAGGCAGGUCCCCUUUUUGAGCACAGUUUGGAUGAACUGGAAGAGAUUGUUAAUUAUCUAGAGAAUAAUGGGGUGAGGAAGGAUUGGAUGGGCUUUGUUGUUAGCCGUUGCCCCCAAGUUUUGGGUUUGACCAUGGAGGAGUUGGAGUCGAGAGUUAAAUUUUAUUUGGAUAUGGGGAUGAACAAGAAGGACUUUGGCACAAUGGUCUUCGAUUAUCCAAGGGCCCUCGGAUUUUUCAGUUUGGAAGAGAUGGCUAAUAAGGUUCAGUACCUUAAGGAGUUUGGACUAAGCACAGAAGAUGUUGGACGAUUAUUAGCUUUCAAACCACAAUUAAUGGGUUGCAGCAUCGAGGAAAGGUGGAGACCUCUGGUGAAAUAUUUAUAUUACCUUGGUGUUCAACGUGAUGGGAUGAAGAGAAUACUAAUUGUAAAACCUAUGGUUUUCUGCAUUGAUCUGGAGACAACUAUUGCUCCCAAGGUGCGAUUCCUACAGGAUAUAGGAGUCAGAACUGAAGCCAUUGGUGGCGUCCUUGUCAAGUUUCCUUCCUUCCUAACAUAUAGCCUGUACAAGAAGAUACGGCCAGUGGUCGUAUUCUUAAUGACAAAAGCUGGAGUAACUCAAAGGGACAUUGGAAAGGUUAUUGCCUUGGACCCACAACUAGUUGGCUGCAGUAUCACAAAGAAGCUAGAUAUCAGUGUUAAGUACUUCCUGUCAUUGGGAAUACAUCUCCAAUCAUUGGGAGAGAUGAUUGCCGACUUUCCUAUGUUGCUUCGAUACAAUAUUGAUAUUCUUCGGCCAAAGUACAGGUACCUUAGACGAGUUAUGGUCCGGCCACUGCAGGAUCUUAUUGAAUUUCCCAGGUUUUUUAGUUAUUCAUUGGACGAGAGAAUAAUUCCACGGCACAAGAUUUUGGUUGCAAACAGAGUAAACUUCAAGCUGCGGUACAUGUUGUCGGGCUCCGAUGAGGAGUUUAAUCAGAGAGUGCAGUUUGCUAUCGAGAAAAGAAAAAGGUUUGAAUCAGGCUAUGCAAAUUUAGAUGCUUCUGAUGAUGAAUCGACCCAUGUGGUUCCAGUUGCUUCAAGCUGAUAAGCAGGGGAAGCUUUCGGAUGUCUACUGGUCCUUGUUGACUGUUUCGAGACCAAGUUUGGUGGGUGGAGGUGGAAUUCCUCGAAAGAAAGAGCCAUUGCACUGCAAUCAAAUUGAAGUUGACUGAGUGACAUGUUAAAUAGUAAAAUGAAAUGUUAACUGAUUGAUAUAUAUAUUGAUAGUUGUUGUUGUCUAACAUCCACUGUGUAGAUGAACAAUAAGAAGUCAUAAUAUUCCAACUAUUUGUAUA